AUGGCCCCUUCAACCCGACUACGAGCUAGGCCGGACCGCCGUGUCGACUAUGCUGAGCCCUCUGGCCCGAUAGGUACCCGCAAUAACCCUGUUCGUAUCGAAGAGACCCCAGAGCCCGAAGCCGGCUCCCGAACGUCGCCUGCCCCUACCGCAGCCGAUAGAAAGCGCGAUCGUAAGCAUCCUGUUCGCAAGAAAACUAGAGCUUUCUCACCUGAGCCACAAGAGGCAUCUCUCAAGAAGGAUUCCAAAGCUGUCGCUCGUGUCAAGGCUGGUGCCGUCGUCAAAUUAAAAGCAGAACCGAAGACCCGCAAGAAGCUUCCGACACCGAAGGAAAAGGAGCGGCCGAAGAAGCAAGAGUGCUCGAUCUGCGCAACAACAAAGGACACGGCUAGAUCUUUCAAGGUUCCCAAUGAUGCUUGCGAACAUCUUCAGACUAUCUGCAACUUAUGUGUCGCAAAGAUGCUCAAGACAAAGGUCACCGAUCGUCAACUCAAGGACGCAGAAUUGAGCUGCUCGGUCCACAGAUGCGACCAUUCGCUAGACUAUGCAGCUCUUCAGGCCAUAGUUAGUAAGGCGGCUUUCGAAGAUCACGAUAGAGCCGUCACGAAGCACGCUCUAUCUAGUGGCGAAUCAUACAUCGCCUGUCUUUCUGCCAAGUGCGGUCGAUACUUCUCCAUCGAAGACUGCAAGAACACCAAGCGUAGCAAACAGCGGGUCGCCUGCCCCUACUGCGACAAUGAAAUUUGCUUGAAGUGUAAUCGCCCAGGGACGUCGCACGGGAAAGGUGGGUGUGACCAGGCGAAGAAGGCGGAGGACGAGUUGUCUAAGAGGGCUGUCAAGACUAUGGGAGCCAAGCCAUGCCCAAAGUGCGGUAUGAACAUCCAGAAGCACGGUGGAUGCGAUCAUAUGACGUGUGAGCAGUGCGGCCACAACUUCUGCUGGGUGUGUCUCGUUGAGUACACCAAGGACAUCCGGCACCUCGACGACUGCCCGCAUGCGCGGGUUCACGUUGCUGUCGAUCCUGGCAAUUGGCUUCCCGAAGACUUGACUCUCGCGCAGAUCAACCGCCUCAUCGCUGAAGCAGACGCUCGUCUCGAUGCGCCAGUGGAAGCUCCCGCA
Messenger RNA from Alternaria rosae, 1119 nucleotides. RefSeq lists its product as uncharacterized. Gene Ontology annotation, molecular function: zinc ion binding; ubiquitin conjugating enzyme binding; ubiquitin protein ligase activity. The transcript has 3 exons. NCBI's taxonomy places the organism in Eukaryota, Fungi, Ascomycota, Dothideomycetes, Pleosporales, Pleosporaceae. Gene Ontology annotation, biological process: protein polyubiquitination; ubiquitin-dependent protein catabolic process; positive regulation of proteasomal ubiquitin-dependent protein catabolic process. Gene Ontology annotation, cellular component: ubiquitin ligase complex; cytoplasm. The record is from RefSeq and is a predicted model, not a curated record. The annotation marks the transcript as partial.